This is a messenger RNA of Guyanagaster necrorhizus, 1663 nucleotides long. RefSeq lists its product as uncharacterized. Gene Ontology annotation, molecular function: DNA-binding transcription factor activity. Gene Ontology annotation, biological process: regulation of DNA-templated transcription. The transcript has 4 exons. Lineage: Eukaryota; Fungi; Basidiomycota; Agaricomycetes; Agaricales; Physalacriaceae. The record is from RefSeq and is a predicted model, not a curated record. Bases 59 to 1486 code for a protein of 475 amino acids.
CCCCCAACCCGCCCGCUGCUCUGCCUGUUUCCCCUCCCCCUCCCCAUAUAUUCAUGACAUGUCCCUUCCUUCUAUGGCCACCUCGGGCUCUACUAAGACGCGUAAAACAGACCAUUCAGCAAAGUCUCUUACCCCCCAGCGCAAGCACCGCAAACUUUUGAAGGAUGGGAGUGGUACAGAGGUAUGGCCUGAGGGCAUAGAGAAGGUGUUCGUCGAGGGUCUCCGUCAGUACUGGCAGUCACCUUGGGCCACCUACUCUCGCGGCCGAAGUCGUUGGCGAAAUCAGUUCUUGGUUGACUAUUUGCAAAGAGCCGGCAUCACAAGAACCAAGAAGCAGGUCGCUAGUCACAUCCAGGUGCUACGGAAUAUGUGGAAGGGCGAACAAGAGUUUCACUUGGUGGCGGGCGGCGAAGAGCUCUUCCUCGAGGCCGGUUUAUUGGGAUCCGUUAAGACGGAAGACCAGCACGAAUUGACUCUCAUUCCCCUGGAAUUUGAUGAUACCGAUACGGCCUCGUCCCAGUCGUCACCGAACUUCUCAGAUUUUACCUCCGAGUUCCCGUCGUCUCCUUCGGGCGCCUCUCAGUUAUACGUAUUUGAUUCUUAUUCCCCCGAUAUCUCAGUUGCCUCGCUUACAUCGUCCCCCGAGCAACCCAUUUCCCCCAUCCUCUCGUCCCCCAAGCAAUAUGACGCGACAUUGCCAUCCGAGCAGGCGGGUCCUUCCCGACUUCAUUCUUCCCCUUUUAUAAAGUCAGCUCAGAUGGGUGGAUGGCAAAACAUGCAGACCGCGCCUAGUAUGAACGUACCGUCAUCCCGCGGUUUUGAUAACCGGGUUACGAGACUGGAAUUGUUGGCGGACGGCAUGGCACCUUUCAGUGUUAGAGUCGACGCCUUGGUUCCCCGUGCGCAGUCCCCGGGUCCAGUUCCUACCCUCUCACUCAAGGUCAAACUAAGCCUUGCGUCUAUCAGCGAUAUUCGGAGUCCUCCCACGCUCCACGGUUUUGCCGCGACAGUAUGUUUUUCCAAUGUCUGGACCACGUACGGCAAGUGUGCUACCAAAGUUUACGCUGGCGGUGUAUGUAUAUCGGAAGAACUCGAGGCUAUCCAAGUCAGUAGUGUCGACGUCGGAGUUGUGAACGCUGUGCUUCCCGACUCAUCCCUGACGCGGUGUCGGUGGUUAGACGCAUCUGUCCAGACCGCCCUUACCCAAGAGAUUAUCGUAGACAAUACUACUCUCCUUUUAGUCGUUUACGACUUGGAUCGGAAUCCACCAGGUAGUUUGCCCCGUGCUGAACUCAUUGGUUUCCGGAAGUACCGGCCUUCAGGUAGCGCUUACGCUUCGAAUACAUCUCAAACCUAUUCUCCUCCCCGCCUUUCGUAUUCUCAGUCCCUCUUUCCCACAUAUAAUGGUUCGACCCCGCCAUCACUGUCUUGCGCCUUGACCCCGUCCUCUAUAAAACCCGUAAUAUCUACUUCGUCAUCUUUCUAAACUGGUUUAUGGAUUCUUUUACAUAUCACAUACGGACUAAAGGUUGUGUUGUAUUAUAUCAUUUUCUCGUCGUACUUAGCAUUAGUUUUCUCUAAUAAAACUAGCUUACUUUUCUAUUUUUGAACUAACGGCCGCCUGGCAACUCAUAAUUUACCCCAGUGGAACUACCACACUAAU